ACGAGGCUGCCUCUUACACUAUCUCAUUACGUAAAAAGUAAGGUUUGCUGCUCCAACAUGCACGCUCGCAGGGAAUUACUCGUAUUUUGGCUACUUUCGUUUGUACCAAUCAUUUUAACUCAAGGAUACGGACAGGACCCGACUGGCGGCGAGAACUGCCGAGUUGUGGGAUGUGGAACGAAUGCCUACUGUACUAACGACUACAACAACCGCGUCACCAUGUGCAGGUGCAGAGUGGGUUUCGAGAUUUCGUCUACAAACACAUCUAACUGUGUGGAUAUUUACGAGUGCAGUCACCGCGAAGUGUGCGAACAUGGGGAGUGUAUCAACACAUUUGGCGGGUUUCACUGCAGAUGUUUCCCCGGAUACAUACCUGCCGCUGACAGUACCUUUUGUCUCUUGGCAGACUGGGCUCCACAGACUGAUCCAUGGGCUGAUUUCUGGGGAUUCAUGGGACCAAGCAGCAAACAAAGCGAGCCAGCUUUCGACUACAACAACCCGUGGGGAUACAACGGUCCGCUGAGCCCCAACUACAUCGACAGCAGUUAUCAUGCCCCGUCGAAUUACCAAGACCAGGGGAGCAAAUACACCAUCCCAUCGAGAGGCCCUUCGGCUGCCAACAACAGAGACAUGUUUGGAGCAUCACAGCAAAACAGCGUCCAGCAAGGAAGAGGUUUAGACCGUGCUUCACAGUACCUUCCCCAGGGUCAGUCUUUCGUUGAUCCUAUGACUCAGGGAAAUACCAACACUCAAGGGUCUGGCUUCACCACGAAACAGGAUCCGUGGCUGACGUCUAGUUUCUCAGACACUGUGAAGACAUCACUGAUGGAGCCGCAUGUCCUGGAUCCAGCUGUAACGGGGAGCUCUACUGGACUAGAUCCUUGGAAUACUCCAACAAAUCCUCAAGGACCUACACAGUCUGGAAAGUCCACAUCGUUUUCGACCGGUCCCACUCUGUCCACGGGGGCGUCAGGAGGUGGACUACCAGUCAACACUCUGGACACUGCUGCUUCCAAGCAGUGGGCUAACGACCCGUGGAACACCCAGACCAACCCACUGGAUCCUCUGGGUCAAUCCCAGGUUGUAGAUGUACCGCAGACUCUUCUGACCGAGGGAACGAUUGACCGACACAUGGGAAUUGACAAAAACACUCUGAACUCCAACAGUAUUACGUCUGGAGCCGCCGCCGUCCCUCAGUCGUCCAACUUCCCGCGAGAUCCCAACUCCAUUUCGUACCAGAAGGAUGCGCAGUGGCUCAAUUUCGGACAGUCUAGCGUCAACUCGGAACCCGCUGUGAGGACAACGUGGGAAGCGACGUCACCCAUGUCUCGGAAGCAGUCGAGCCAGACCUCUGUAAGCGCAACAUCACAGAAUCAAGUGGCAUCCAAGAACGCUGAACUGAUGCCACCGCCAGACAAUCUAACUGGUCACCCCUUGUUGCUCUAUCUCAUAUUGCAAAACAUGUGGCAAUAGGUGGAUCAAAUACACAUUUAGGCUUAGUUUUCAUUGACACAUUAUUAUUUUAUUUUUUGUGGGACCCAAAUCCAUAAAUAUUACGUCAUUCUUGGGCAUGCCAUUUCAUCUUCAGCUAUGUUUGAACAAUAAUUUGCAAGUGAUUUGACUGAGAAGCACAUUGAAUUGGUCAGGGAUAAUUUGUUACUGUACAUUCUUCAAACGUUCAUAAGAAAAUAAGUGAGAGGGCCAAUAUCAUGUGUAUCAGGUAUCAGGUGUUUGUUUGUUGCUGUCUUUUUUUUUUUGCUGUCUUUUUUUUUCUUUCCUUUUUUCUAGGUUUUGCAGAAGUCGUAGUAACAAUAAGAACUUAUUACACACAAUUGGUGAAGUAUUUUGAAGUAGAGAGAAAUAAUAUAAGCUAUAACAAUGAGGUCAAUAGGUGAAGAAUGAAUCGCAUACCAUCAGUUUCGUUCUUUAACAAAAUCCCUCCAACGGAAAGGUACUACAGAGGUGCGCACUGCUGGGGGGAAAAAAACAAAAACAAACAAAACAACGCGUCAAUGAAAACUAAGCCUGAAACGGGGGAUUAAUAUCGGAUACAUCCUCGUCUGAUAACAACAGGUACACAAUUAAAUAUAUAUUGUCAUAAUGUCACAUACUGUACACACACACACACACACACACACACACACACACACACACACACACACACAUGAGACUGUUAAUCAUACCAGACAUAUACAGAUAUUGUUUGAUAACACCAAACAAUAUACACGUGUUGUGUGGCAAAUUAAUUGGGUACAUAUUGUUCACAAUUCUUCUCGUAUAAGCGUGUUGAAUAAUACCCUACACGGAACACGUGCUGUUUGAUAAUAGUUAAUACCAGACACGUAACUCGUUGUUAAAUGAUGUCAGGUAAGAGAAUACCUGGAAUUUCUGUGUAUAAUAUUAAGAAGCCCGGGUUAUCGUGCACUGAGUCUACAGGAUUGGUGUAAUUAUUUACAAAGAGGCGUCCAAAUGGAUGUGCAUAGAAUAAUAUUUGAAGUAUGGAACUGUUAAUAUAUUUUUGAUAUGGCUCAAGUUAUUUUGAAGAGAAGCCCAGAUAAGUGUCUAAAUAUUUAAGUUAACAUAGACAAAUAAACUGUAUAAUUUUAAUUGUUGGUUGCAAGGCCUUUUUCAGACAGUGUUAACAUAGACAAAUAAACUGUAUAAUUUUAAUUUUUGGUUGCAAGGCCUUUUCCAGAAACUGUUAAUAAAUCUCACUGAACUAAAUUAUAUUUAUAUUUGCUGAUGCGUGUUAACUAACAAAACGUAAAAGAGUAUAUAAAAACAAGAAUAUUUAUUAUCGAAAAUGUUCAGUAACUGAAUUAUGAAUAAACGAAAAUCCGAACAAAACAAAAAGCUGGAGAAUAAUUGAACGAAACUUUUACGUGUUUAGCUAUUGAACUGUGCAACAUCUGAAGACUUUAAAAAUUGAGAUCUAGUGAACAAAACUAUUAUAAUAUUAUAAUAUAUGGUGUCUUUAAAUGUUGAACAAUAAGUGCAUAAAUAUCGGAGAUUUUCAAACAUUGAACAACAGGCGAACAAUAAUUAGCCGUUCCCAAGCAUUGAAAUGUAUAGAAAAAAAACGUUUGAAGAAAUGAAAUAUUGAAAUGUACAUGGACCAUUUGACUCUUUAACUGUUUCACUUUAAAUUAACGAAAUGUCGGAUCUUGAUAUGCUUAAUUGUACAUUUGACAUCUGAGUCUACUGUUUGUCGGUGGAAAUAUCGACCGUAUGUAUUGUAAUAAAGAUACAAAUGUUA
Molecule: messenger RNA, 3256 nt
Organism: Gigantopelta aegis
Lineage: Eukaryota; Metazoa; Mollusca; Gastropoda; Neomphalida; Peltospiridae
Exons: 5
Coding region: 58-1473 (471 amino acids)
Molecular function (GO): calcium ion binding
Source: RefSeq, a predicted model, not a curated record